UUUUGGACAGGACCUGAUCAGUCCAUGGACUAUAAAGUUUGAAUGUUUGUUUUUCAUGUAAGGUGUAAGUGCAUCGAUAGAUUGAACUACUAUAGGACAAGUAUUGCAAACAUACAGAGAAAUAAAAAUGCUUUGCCAUAUAACGCGCCCGGACUCGGUGGUGAUGGAGGUGGAUGUUGAUUCGAAGGCUAACGGAGAGGACUGUUUACACAAGGUCUGUCGGAAACUGGGAAUAAUAGAGGUGGAUUACUUUGGGCUUCAGUUCUGUGGAAGCAAAGGGGAGAGUUUGUGGUUGAAUCUCAGGAACAGGAUCUCACAACAGAUGGAUAACCUGGCUCCCUGCAGACUGAAGCUCAGAGUCAAGUUCUUUGUGGAACCCCAUCUGACCCUGCAAGAACAGACAAGACAUAUGUUCUUCCUGCACAUAAAGGAGGAGCUGGACAGUGGCAGCCUGCAGAUGGAGGCUGAGCAGGCCAAGGAGCUGUGUGCCCUCCUAGCCCAGGCUGAGUACGGAGACUACAACCAGAACACAGCCAAGUACUGCUCCAGCCAGAUCUUCAGACAGGAGCCUGACCUGGCAACCAUCAACAGCAUCCAGGAGAAGCACCGUGAGCUAGAGGGUCUGAGCCAGGCGUCUGCAGAGUACCAGGCCCUACAGCUGGUGUCCUCCCUGGAGAACUACGGGGUGGAGUGGCACUGGGCCAGGGACUCAGAGGGACAGAGGCUGGCUAUAGGGGUCGGCCCUGAAGGGGUAUCCAUCUGUCAGGAGGACUUCAGCCCCAUCAACAGGAUCAUUUAUCCCAUCAUCCAGAUGGCCACCCAGUCAGGGAAGAAUGUGUACAUGACCAUCACUAAGGACAGUGGUGAGGAUGUGGUCCUGUUGUUUAAGAUGACAAGCACCAGAGCUGCCAGCGGCCUGUACCGGGCCAUCACAGAGACCCACGCCUUCUACAGGUGUGACACGGUGACGAAUGACGUGAUGAUGCAGUACAGCCGUGACUUCAAGGGUCACCUGGCGUCUCUCUUCCUCAACGAGAACAUCGACCUGGGCAAAAAGUAUGUCUUCGACAUCCGACGCACCUCCAAGGAGGUCUACGACCACUGCCGCAGGACGCUCUACAACGCCGGCAUGGGAGGGGACUGUGUGUCCGGCGAGCGGAGCCCGGCGCGGUCCCCUGGGGUGGGGGAAGGAGGCUGUGAGGGGUGCCAGAGGAGCCGGGUUCUGGAGGAGAAGCUGCAGCAGCUCCAGGAUGCUCUGCUGUGUAUGCUGUGCUGUGAAGAGGAGAUGGACGCUGCCUUCUGCCCCUGUGGACACAUGGUGUGCUGCCACAACUGUGCCGUCCAGCUAGAGGUGUGCCCGGUGUGUCGGUCAGAGGUGGACCAUGUCCAGCACAUCUACCUGCCCACCUGUGCCAACCUGCUGUCCCUGGCAGUGAGCAGUGCUGCCCCCUUCAAUAUUCCCAGAGACCUGGCCACUCACCUCUGUUCCUCCAGAGAGUUCUACACCAGCACAGACAAGAUCUGUCACACAUAGAUUUACUACCAGUUAGGGUUGUAAAAUUUGGCUUAACAUUCCCAGGUUUUCCUAAAUGUUUUGGAUUUCCUGUUUAUUCCCUCCUACUUCCUAUAUAUGACUGCAUACAGUAGUAUUACUGUAGUAGUAUACCAGUGGUAUUACUGUGGCAGUAUUCAUGGGUUGCACCUCCGUCACUUGGUCGUGUUGUUGCCAUUGUUAUCGAUGUUCUAAAGACGCUGCAGCCAUAUUGAUGCUCAAAAGUAAAACCAUGGCUAUUGACUUUGUCGUCUAAAUUACACUAAGGGCUUGGAGUACUAUGACAUUGCUGAAGGUAGGCACAUAUUUAGUAGGAAACAACUUUGCCAUCAUGUCGUCAAAUUUACUUUAGACAGAUAGCAAUGUUGUCAUUAGCUAGCAAGUUUCGUUCAAAAUAGCUAUCAUUGCUAAUGUUAGCUAGCUAAAAUCUGGAGAUCUCCCCUCAGUCUUAGCUAGCUGGCUAACGUUAUACUGCAUCUAAAGUUAAUCCGGCGACAUCAAAAUGAUGAAAAAAGGUUUUCCUACUAAUUAUUUGCCGCCUUUAGAAAUGUCAUCGUGUUUUCAAGCCACAGUAACAAACUUCAGACCGAAUCUUCAUCAGCCCCCAAUGAGGAUGCAUUGAGUAGAAUGUUCAGUUGGGCAUCAGUCCUAAAACUAACCUUCAAAACAAUAUUGUGAAGCAACGUGCAAACCAUAAAUACCAGUAACGUAAACUCACCCCAUUCCGUACAAAUGUGCGUAACCGCAACAUUCAAACGAGGCUGCAAAGAAAACGAAUGGGACUGUAGCGACUGUGUUGACUUC
Messenger RNA from Salvelinus namaycush (lake trout), 2356 nucleotides. It is a transcript of the gene mylipb, whose product is annotated as myosin regulatory light chain interacting protein b. The transcript has 7 exons. Gene Ontology annotation, molecular function: ubiquitin-protein transferase activity. NCBI's taxonomy places the organism in Eukaryota, Metazoa, Chordata, Actinopteri, Salmoniformes, Salmonidae. The record is from RefSeq and is a predicted model, not a curated record. The coding region runs from base 128 to 1534 and encodes 468 amino acids. Gene Ontology annotation, cellular component: cytoskeleton. Gene Ontology annotation, biological process: ubiquitin-dependent protein catabolic process.